Molecule: messenger RNA, 1325 nt
Organism: Limulus polyphemus (Atlantic horseshoe crab)
Lineage: Eukaryota; Metazoa; Arthropoda; Merostomata; Xiphosura; Limulidae
Exons: 7
Coding region: 238-633 (131 amino acids)
Source: RefSeq, a predicted model, not a curated record
ACUAUGCUGAUUUAAAACGUGUUUCCUCCACGUUAAAGAGAACUACCAAGGUAAUGAGCUGUUUAUUAGGUCUGAAUUACAUCUGAUUAAAAAGAGAAUCUUCUUCCCAUGUUGUUCACGAAACAACAAAGAAUACGUCGAACGAAAGUCACUAAAAAGUAAAUAUUCGUCAAUACCCAGUUUCAGAAGGAAAAUUGUUAUGUAGAAGAUAGUUACGACUCGUUUUAAAAUGACGUAAUGGGCUGUGGUCCAAGCAAGCCGUACAUAUCUUCAAGACGACGAAGUUCUUAUUCAGAAAAUGAUGAUGAUGAUGAACAUUGUGAAAGGGGAGAGAAGGUGCUUACACACAUAGGCGUCUCCCGCCUACAUCCUAAGUAUUCACGGAAAACAGAAGCAAAAAACGGGGAAAUUACGACAAUGAGGGCGAACCGUAAUGUCAAACCUGAACUCAAGGACAAGAGUGACCGGACACUGUCUGGACCGCUGAGGGCUCAGGUUAAACGAACACCAAGUCAAAUAGAAUUCUUCAGAGCUUUGGAUGAAAAAAUUAAUCUGGGUCGAGUGAACAGCAAACAAUGCAAUCAAGAACCUUCCAAGUGUUUAAACUCAACUCUCCAAGGUGAAAGGGUUUAAAUCAGGACACUUAGCACAAGAAAAACUGAAAGAAGAGGUGACUAAAGUGUUGUUGAGUUCUCUAUUAUCUUCUGAAUAAUCCAAGAACCGUUUUUCAAAUAUGGGACAAUUGUGCUAGAUUAUGGAUAUAUUCACGAACACGACUGGUUAUUGGCAGGUUGUGGAUAUUAUUGGGGAAACUAUAGGUAGCUGGUCUGGACCUGGUAACGACCGAUCCUUGGCGUGUUGUGGACACAGACACGAGUGCUUGUUUGUGUCAGGAACACGCUAAGAAUGACUACAUUCAAGGGAUUCAAGUGAAUACAGUGGUGUUUAAUACUAGUACAUCUACGUAUAUGAUGUAAGAAACGUGCUGUGCCUCAGGUCAGUGGUUAUUUAGCUAAUGGAUACAGUGGUGUUCCUAAUAAAUAUAUGACGUAAGCAACGUUCUGUGUCUCAGGUCAAUGUGUAUUUAUCAAGUGUAUACAGUGUUUAAUAAUAGUUCAUCUAAGUAUAUGAUGUAAGAAACGUGCUGUGUCUCAGGUUAGUGGUUAUUUAUUUAGUUGAUACAGUGAUUAAUACUAGUACAUCUAAAUAUAUGAUGUCAAAUACAUGCUGUGUCUCACGUAACUGGUUUGAACCAUCAACCAAACCUUGAAAGUUUGGUUUUGUAAAAAAAAUUAGAAAGUAAAAUUUCAUGACUUCAAGAUCGU